CCUGCCGUUCUCCUGGGUGGGGGCGGGGCUUGCGUGGUUUACUUCCGGAUACCACAGUACGACACCGGAAGCCGGAAGUGGGAAUUUCAGCAGCGGGAGAAGAGAAGGGCUACCGCGGAAUCCGGACUUUCUUGGAGUGACGGCGCUCGAGGAGCGCUCGUGGCCCGCUGCUCCUGUCCUUCUCACGUCGGAUCGAUUCUGCUGUCAGAUCUUGACUUGUUGGAUGAGCAAGCCCCCCUGGAAGAGUCAGCUGUGUGAGAUGGUGCAGCCCAGCGGUGGCCCAGCUGGGGACCAGGACAUGCAGGGUGAAGAGUCUUCUCUGGGGAAGCCAGCCAUGCUCCACCUGCCUUCGGAGCAGGGUGCUCCUGAGACCUUCCAGCGCUGUCUGGAGGAGAAUCAAGAGCUCCGAGAUGCCAUCCGGCAGAGCAACCAGAUGCUGAGGGAUUGCUGUGAGGAGCUACAGCGUUUUCAAGGCAGCCAGAGGGAGGAGAAGGAGUUCCUCAUGCAGAAAUUCCAGGAUGCCAGGAAACUGGUAGAGAGGCUGAAUCUGGAGAAGCUUGACCUGAAGAGGCAGAGGGAGCAGGCCCUGCAGGAGGUGGAACAUCUAAAGAGAUGCCAACAGCAGAUGGCUGAGGACAAGGCCUCGGUGAAAGCUCAGGUGACAUCUUUGCUGGGGGAGCUCCAGGAGAGCCAGAGUCGUUUGGAGGCUGCCACCAAGGAUCGGCAGGCUUUGGAAGGCAGGGUCCGGGCAGCCAGUGAGCAGGCCCGGCAGCUGGAGAGUGAGCGGGAGGCGCUGCAGCAGCAGCACAGCGUGCAGGUGGACCAGUUGCGCAUGCAGAACCAGAGCAUGGAGGCUGCCCUGCGCAUGGAGCGCCAGGCUGCCUCAGAGGAGAAGCGGAAGCUGGCGCAGCUGCAGGUAGCCUAUCACCAGCUCUUCCAAGAUUAUGACAACCAUAUCAAGAGCAGCAUGGUGAGCAGUGAGCGAAACCGAGGAAUGCAGCUGGAAGAUCUUAAGCAGCAGCUCCAACAGGCUGAGGAGGCCCUGGUGGCUAAACAGGAAGUGAUUGACAAGCUGAAAGAAGAGGCUGAGCAGCACAAGAUUGUGAUGGAGACUGUACCGGUGCUGAAGGCCCAGGCGGAUAUCUAUGAGGCAGAUUUCCAGGCUGAGAGGCAGGCCCGGGAGAAGCUGGCGGAGAAGAAGGAGCUCCUGCAAGAGCAGCUGGAGCAGCUGCAGCGGGAGUAUAGCAGGUUAAAGGCCAGCUGUCAGGAGUCAGCCAGGAUUGAAGAUAUGAGGAAGCGGCAUGUAGAGGUUUCCCAGCCCCCCUUGGCCCCUGCCCCAGCCCACCAGUCAUUUCACCCUGUCUUGUCCAGCCAGAGGAGAAGCCCCCCAGAAGAGCCACCUGACUUCUGUUGCCCCAAGUGCCAGUAUCAAGCACCUGAUAUGGACACCCUGCAGAUACAUGUCAUGGAGUGCAUUCAGUAGGGCUGCCUGCCAGUGACCAGCCCAGGACAGUGCAGUCUGUGCUUUCCUCUCCUGCCUGCCUAGUCCUGAAUUACAGGCUAGGUGACGAAGAGCAGGCCACUUCUUUGAGCCCCAAGAGCUAGCUGCAGAGACUUAAGCUUUAGCUUCCUCGCCUGCUGGUUUGCCUCUUUUAGGGUAUAUGGAGUCCCAGCUAGGCCUGAUGCUCUGCUCUUUUUGUUCGUUUUGUCUGCUUGAACCACUUGCCUCUUGGGCUCCCUCUUCCACCUCCAUGGGGAAGUCAAGAAUCAAGGCCAGGGCUCUCAGAAAGAAAUGCUUUCCCAGCCCGAGAUGGGAGGGGGCUCUUCUGGCCCAUCUCUAGCACACUGUGGUGUUGGUGCGCUCAUGGGUCGUAUGCUAUUCCACUGGAGGCUGCACCAUGGCAUUUGCAUUGUUGCUAGUCUUCUUAUUGUCAUAAAUAACGCCACAGUGAAAAUCCAUGUUCAUCGAUCAUGUGUCUUUGGGUCAGAUUCUUAGAAGUGGUCACACCGAGCAUCAGCAAAUGGGAUAGGUGGUGCAGGUGCCCUCCCAGUGUGGUUUCCUGUUCUCCUCUGCUACCCCAUAGCAUUGCCCCAUUGAGGGGUGUUAACCUGUGGGCUUUUGCCUUCCACUAGGCAUGUAGUUCUCUAUUAAAAGUGAGCUUGAGCACCUUUUAGAGAUUCAGGGGUCCUUUUCCAUUCUGGUGUGAAUGGCUUAUUUAUAUUUUUUGCCUAAUUUUCUCUUGGGCCAUUAGUCUUUUGUUCCUCGGUCUGUAGGAGCUCUUUGGUCAAUAGUGGGAUCAGUGCCUCUGUGUGGUGGAAGUUGCAGUGAUCUACUGUGACUUUGUGCCAGAGUGUUUUGGACUUCAAGUUUGUUAUCUUUGUGUAGUCACAUUUACACACCUUUCCUUCACUGCUUUGGGUUUGGAGUUGUAGCCACCUCAUGGUCUGACAGCUGGGAUGCUUCCCACAACACCAAAGCAUGCUCUUGUCCUCCUGAGACAGUUACCACCCAGGGUGAGUGGUGGUGGCCACAUUUCAUCAUAUUCCAGAAGUCCGUGGUGCUGUUCCUUGCACCAGCCCCAAAUGCCCUGGCUUUGCCAAUGGAAAUCACUUGGCAGUGAUUGGCAGAUUAUGAACAUCAGAGGAUUCUUGCUUGUUAUUUUGCAGGAUUCUGAAUAUUUCCUAGGAUGUCAAAGCCAUGGGCAUUAACCCUGCAAUGUUGUAAAAAAAAAAAAAAAGUGCUUUGGAAGUGGAGGAAGAAUACAUAUAAUUUACUCUUUGGUACCCUGGCCGUUGAUCUUGCCUUCCUCCAAGCUCCCCUGGGUAGGAAUGGGAUGUUGCAAGUCCAUCCCUGGGCUUUCUCACAGGGUUUUCUGCUACUUGACAGUGAGAGGUCUGACUGGAAGUGGGAUCUAAGUUUAGUGUUGUAAAAUGGCCAGCAGCCCAUUCUGAAAACAAGCCUGGACAGGGGAGUUUCUUGGCAUCUCCAGGAGUUGGAGUGACUUUUAUUUCCUGAAGCCCAAUGUCUAAAUGCAGAUUGUACUUGAGGAAAAAAUUAAAGGCACAGUUAGAUACUGUAUUUCAAUCCUAAUUCUGCAGUUUUUCUCAAGAGCACUUUUAGUUUUUUGGAGAUGUAUGUUUCCCAUGGCUACUGUAACAAAUGACCACAAACAUGGUGGUUUAAAACACCAGGAAUUUGCCCUGGCCAGGUGGCUCAGUUGGUUGGAGCAUCAUCCUGUGCACCAAAAAGUUAUGGGUUUGAUUCCUGGUCAGGGCACAUACCUGG
Molecule: messenger RNA, 3286 nt
Organism: Molossus molossus (Pallas's mastiff bat)
Lineage: Eukaryota; Metazoa; Chordata; Mammalia; Chiroptera; Molossidae
Gene: IKBKG
Product: inhibitor of nuclear factor kappa B kinase regulatory subunit gamma
Exons: 10
Coding region: 224-1483 (419 amino acids)
Biological process (GO): positive regulation of canonical NF-kappaB signal transduction
Cellular component (GO): IkappaB kinase complex; cytoplasm; nucleus
Molecular function (GO): K63-linked polyubiquitin modification-dependent protein binding
Source: RefSeq, a predicted model, not a curated record